GGAUAGGGAUCUGUCCAACCUGACCUAGACCAAUACAAUUGUCCUAUUUGGUCUUGACACAAAUUGACAAUAUCAGCAGGGGUCACCUUGAAAAAUACAAGUGUUAGGGUAGAUUUUUAAAAUUCUUCCUGGUCUUUUAAAAAAUAUAAUUACAAAUAAAACGAAGCUAAAAUGACAGACAGCUCUUCAAAAUCCAAGUUUAUAGAACGAGGGGCCUAUAAGGGCAAAGGCCUUGCUGUAUUUACAAGUGGGGGCGAUUCUCAGGGUAUGAAUGCGGCUGUGAGGGCUGUUGUUCGAAUGGGCAUAUAUCUAGGAUGCAAAGUGUAUUUCAUCAAGGAGGGUUAUCAAGGAAUGGUAGAUGGUGGAGAUAAUAUUGUUGAAGCUAACUGGUCUUCUGUAAGUUGUAUCAUACACAAAGGAGGAACCAUAAUUGGAUCUGCUAGAUGUAUGGACUUUAAGGAGCGAGCAGGUCGUUUGAAAGCUGCCAAAAAUCUGGUUGAUCGUGGUAUCAACCAUCUUGUUGUAAUCGGAGGAGAUGGUAGUUUAACUGGAGCCGAUUUAUUCCGUCAAGAAUGGAGCAGCCUAUUGGACGAGCUUCUUUCCGGCGGCCAGAUCACUCCAGAACUUCGAGACAAAAACAAAAACUUACAGAUCGUCGGUUUAGUCGGAUCUAUAGAUAAUGAUUUUUGUGGAACUGACAUGACCAUUGGUACUGACAGUGCUUUGCACAGGAUCAUUGAGGCCAUUGAUGCUAUCGUUAGUACUGCUUAUUCUCAUCAACGUACAUUUAUUAUGGAAGUCAUGGGCAGACACUGUGGAUACCUGGCUAUUGUUGCGGCUUUGACCACUGAAGCUGACUACGUUUUCAUUCCCGAAUCUCCACCCCCGGGCGAUUGGAAGAAACGACUCUGUGAUAAACUGGAACAGGAAAGGGCUGCUGGCCAACGCUUGAACAUUAUCAUAGUAGCGGAAGGUGCGAUAGAUAGAAAUGGUGUAGCCAUCACUGCGGAACAAGUAAAGAAAGUUGUCGUAGACAACUUACACCAGGACACCAGAAUAACAGUUCUCGGUCAUGUACAACGUGGUGGAAAUCCAUCAGCUUUUGAUAGAGUAUUGGGAUCCAGAAUGGGUGCUGAAGCUGUGAUGGCUCUGAUGGAAUCUACCGAAGAAACUGAAGCUUGCGUUAUUUCUCUGGACGGAAAUCAAGCUGUCAGAAUACCAUUGAUGGAAGGUGUCAAGCAGACCAAAGCCGUAGCUAAGGCUAUGGACGAGAAGCAGUGGGAUAAAGCCGUAGAACUUAGAGGCAAGUCUUUCCAAAGAAAUCUAGAAACCUACAAGCUGUUAACACGUCUAAAGCCACCAAAGGAAUUUUUUGAAGAUGGAGCCAAAAUUAAAUCAGCUAAUCGAGAACCUGUUGAUUUUUGCCAUCAGACGAACAACAGACUUCACAAGCAAGAUACACUAUGGGGAUCGGAAGGUUACGUUAUGGCCGUAAUACACGUAGGAGCACCAGCUUGUGGCAUGAAUGCUGCAGUUCGCUCUUUCGUUCGAAAUUGUAUAUAUCGGGGAGAUACUGUUAUAGGAAUCCAUGACGGUUGGGAAGGACUCUUAGCUGGCAACGUUAAGAAAAUGGCGUGGUCCGAUGUCACCGGAUGGGUUGGACAAGGUGGUGCUUACUUGGGAACGAAAAGAUCUUUACCUACCAACAAACUGGAUCAAGUAGCGAAGAGAUUAGUCGAGUAUGGAAUCCAGGCAUUGUUAAUUAUCGGUGGUUUUGAGGCUUAUCAAUCUGGAUUGAUGUUUACCGAAAAUAGAGAUAAAUACGAAGCCUUCCGCAUUCCUAUCAUGGUGAUUCCCAGUACCAUUAGUAACAAUGUACCAGGAACUGAAUUUUCUCUAGGUUGUGAUACUGCUUUGAAUGAGAUCACCGAAAUAUGUGAUCGCAUCAGACAAUCCGCUCAGGGAACAAAGAGAAGAGUAUUUGUGAUCGAAACCAUGGGUGGAUAUUGUGGAUAUUUGGCAACUUUAGCAGGUUUGGCUGGCGGUGCUGACGCGGCCUAUAUCCACGAAGAAAAGUUUACCAUCAAAGAACUUCAAGAAGAUGUCUAUCAUAUGGCUGCUAAGAUGUCUGAAGGUGUCCAAAGAGGAUUGAUCUUGCGUAACGAGAAAGCAUCAGAUAAUUAUAACACCGAAUUUAUAUAUCGUCUAUAUUCUGAAGAAGGAAAAGGAUUGUUUAGCGCCAGGAUGAAUAUAUUAGGUCAUAUGCAACAAGGUGGUUCUCCAACUCCAUUUGACAGAAACUUAGGAACAAAAAUGGCGGCCAAAGCAGUGGACUGGUUUGUCUGCCAAUUGAAAAACAACAUGGUAGAUGGCAAACCGAAUUGCACUGAUCCAAACACUGCCUGUUUGUUAGGAGUCCUAAAAAGACAGUAUAAGUGUACUCCACUGUCAGUGUUGAAAGAGGAGACUAACUUUGACAAACGUAUUCCCAAGGAGCAGUGGUGGUUGAAAUUACGUCCCCUACUUCGUAUUUUGGCGAAGCACGAUUCAGCAUAUCAGGAAGAAGGCAUGUAUCUGACAGUCGAGGAACAUAAUCAAGCCGACAACCUCUAUGGUUGAUCAGGCCAAAUAUUCAGGGAAUAUUUUAGUUAAAAUUCUUCUCGUAAAGAAUUUACACAUGUUUAUGAAAUAAGUAAAAAAAAUGACAGAAAAUAAGUAUCAAAAUUGUGAUUUCUCACAAUAUUUGUAGAUUCUUUAGGAUGAAAGUGUAUUCGUUGAUUUUGAAAUGUUUACAUUGAGUUGUUAUACAUAUAUCGCGCUGUGGUAAUUCUUUAUGGAUGUAUUUAUUCUAAAUAUUUUUAACGGGGCAUCAAAAUCAGCUUUAUUUAUUUUAUUGAUAUUUAAUGUAGGGAUUUUUAGAUAUACAGAUUUUACAGGCUAUUAAUUUUUAGACACAAUGGGAUCAUAUUCUCUUGAAAGGAAAUUAUUUUCAACAUAUAUUGUUAUCGUAUUAAGUACCUUCUUUAUUGUACUAAAUUAACCUUCCAGUAGUAUAUUUUUUGGACAUGGAUACUCGUGCCGGUCCAAGAGACCGCUAUUUAUUUAACAUUGUGUUUGGAAAAAUAUUUUCACUUUUCAUUUGGUGAACAACAUGUUGGGCUUUUAGGAUUAAUCAUACACACAUAGUAAAAGAAACAUUUUACUUAUUACUCCUAGAUUGUAGAUUGUAGAUUGCAAAAGGGGUCGAUUGGCCCAGUUGACCUUACUACACUGCGACCUAUAAGAUCUUUUGUGUAUACCCUACAUCUAUAUUUUAGUCCAAAAGGUCUAGGCUUCUAAGAAAGUCCAUUAUCCGUUUUGGAGCUAGGUUUGUAAUCUGAUCAGGAUCAAGGAAUACCUGUUCCAGAUAUUUAUGGCGUUGCCGAACAAUUACUCUGCAAUUGCAGAUAAUAUGUUCUGACGUCUCAUCUGCCUCAUCGCAGAAUCUACAUGUCCCACUGUCCAGUAUGCCCAUUUUACAGAGAUGAUAUCUGAGUGAGCAGUGUCCAGUGAGAAUUCCUGUGAUUACUCUGAGAUCAGAUUUCUGAAGCUCUAAGAGUAAUUUGGCGUACCGGGCAGAGGGUCGUAAUAACCUUUUUGCCUGUCUUUGGCCUGGAACAUUUUUCCAGUAGGCUGCACUGAGUUCCUUUUCAUAUUUUCGAACUUCUUCCAUUAUGCGGCUUUUUGGUAUGCCACAAAAUGGUUCAGGUCCGAUGAAAGGAGUACAAGCUCCUUCCUUUGCGAGACUAUCGGCAAUCUCAUUUCCGACAAUUCCUUUAUGCCCUGGCACCCAUAGCAACGUUAGUUUGUUGCGACUUGUCAGUUGUUUAAGGGAUUGUUUGCAAUUCCAGGCUAUUUUUUACUCGUAAGUUGUGGACUUCAGAGCCUUCAAAGCAGCCUGACUAUCAGAUGCAAUAAAUAUUCUUGCUGAGUUGAGGCCUUUCCUUAGGCUCCUAACUCCUUAUUACUCCUAACGCAGAACUUAAAUUUCUAUCCUAAAAAGUCAAUGUUAAGAAAAUUAAAAUCUAAUUUUGUAUUGAAAUGUCUAGAGGAUUAUGGUUAAAAAAUAAUUGUGAAAACUGACAUUACUCCUGGGUGCAUCUGCUUAUAAAGACAACUAUACUACUAUUAGCUGGUCGUGCUGCAUCACUUUUUCCAUCAAUUUUUUUAACCUCACCUGCUGUUUUUCAUAGUUAUUAAUGUCUGUAAUACAUUAUAAAUGAAUAGAUCAGGUAAAAACAACUAUAUCCAAUAAUAAGUAUCUUUAUCAAUAAAUUGAAGUCAAAAAAAGAAAAAUACUACACGAGUAGUCAUCCCGGUCUCACAGACCGUUUAACUUUUUAACGGUUCUUAUAUAAACUUAAACUGUGUCACACUAACGCACAACGAUAGUAAGAUCCAUAAAGAAAAAAUUUUCUUUAGCUGGCUGAUUUUCUCAUAAAAAAAAUUUCUCCAAUAAUUACAAAAAUUGAAGAAAGAAAUCUUCUGUGUAAAAGGUAUAUUUAUUUGAAACCCCCAGUGAAGGGCUACAUUAAAAACAGAACGUUUUCGCUCUAAAGAGAGCAUCAUCAGUGUUCUAAGCCUAAAAUAAGUAUAACUAUAAUUAGUGAAGACAAAGUAAAAAAUUUUAAAGGUUGACCAAGAUAAAAAAUUAGGUUAUACUCACAAGCUCUACGUACUAAGCCAACAAAAAUAUAUGGGUUAAUACCCUUAAAAUGUCGACUAAAAGUCUUACAUUGACGUGUUGUAUAUUAAAUGCUGGCCACAGCAUAAUAAACGAAACCAGCAAGGACACUCCCUGAUGCCGCCUUUGAAGUUGAAAAGUACAGGGUCGCCAUUUUUCGCGUAAUACAUCUCAGUGGUGAUGUGAUGUGCUGGUUCAUCAGUGUUGCCGAUGUCACCAACUUUAUUACCCGUAAGAGAUUCUUUUUGAAUAAUUUCUGGAAUUUAUGCAAAAGAUUAACAAUACAAUCGCCAUUCAUCGUCAAUAUUUUGUGUUAUGUCUCAAUUAUUGACAUAAUUCCCACAGGCAUACGUAUAAAAUUAUGUUAAAAAAUAUGAAUGUCAUAAAAGUUAAGUAAAUCUGAUAAUUAUGUAUAAAUCGGCAACACUGUCAAUUUUCUACAUUGUCUGGUACUACGCACAAAAUGGCCGACGAUCUGCACAGUAAUAGUGCGCGAACUUUUCCCGCCUACUAGUGUGUCACUGCUGUUGCGUUUUCUAUGCUGUCUCCUGGCGAUGGAUGAAAUUUAGAAAGAUGCCUCAAGGCAUCAUAUGACUAUUCCGCGAGCAUGUGGGUGGUUGAGUCGAUUUCUCUGUCUUCACAAAGAGAAAGGUGAAAGUCAACUGAUUACAGGUGACAGGUGUGAAAGCGUUUCUGACUAAUGACAAUACAAGACAGACAGUGUAACAUGAAGUUUUGUGAACUGAUAUGUAGUUAGGUACACUAGCCACUAGUUUUAAAAAUUAUUUGUAGUAAAAUUCAAUAAUAACAACAAACAUCGUGUGCUGGGAUUACAAGUAUUUCCUAUUAAGCUAACAAGAAUAAUAGGAAAUACUUGUAAUCCCAGCACACGAUGUUUGUUGUCAUUAUUGAAUUUUACUACAAAUAAUUUUUAAAACUAGUGGCUAGUGUACCUAACUACAUAUCAGUUCACAAAACUUCAUGUUACACUGUCUGUCUCUUACUGUCAUUAGUCAGAAACGCUUUCACAUCUGUCACCUGUAAUCAGUUGGUUUUCACCUUUCUCUUUGUGAAGACAGAGAAAUCGACUCAAUCACCCACAUGCUCGUGGAAUAGUCAUAUGAUGCUUUGAGGUAUCUUUCUAAAUUUCAUCCAUCUCCAGGAUUUAGUAUACAACACGUCAAUGUAAGACUUUUAGUCGACAUUUUAAGGGUUUUGACCCAUGUAUUUUUGGUGGCUUAGCACGUAGAGCUUGUGAGUAUAACCUAAUUUUUAUCUUGGUCAACCUUUAAAAUUGUUUACUUUGUCUUCACUAAUUAUGGUUAUACUUAUUUUGGGCUUAGAACACUGAUGAAUCUCUCUUUAGAGCGAAAACGUUCUGUUUUUUAAUGUAACCCUUUAUUGGGGUUUUCAAAUAAAUAUACCUUUUACACAGAAGAUUUUUUUCUUCAAUUUUUGAUAGUAAGAUAGUUGAGCAGGUACUGUGCCUUCCUUUCUUAGUUUCUUUCUUCCCCACUUUCUCCAAAAUCAGACAUUGAACUGUCACGCGGACUGUGAGACCGUGCGCGACUACUGGAAGGUUAAUUUGAAAAUUAGAUCAUCGAUGCCAGUAGAAUUGUUUAAAAUAUUUUUAUGGGGUAUUGCUGCCAAAAAACUCAGGUUAUUUUUUUAGGUUAUCUCACUUUAAUCAACCAGUACAUGUUUUGUUAAGCAAAGUCACAAAAAAUCCUUUGAUGUCGAUAAUAUCGUUUUGAUCUAAAAUUUGAAGUCGCUUUUAUUGAUGAUAUAUUAUUUAAUGUUCUUAUUUUAAAGAAUAAGGUAUUUUCUUUAUUUCUAAAUAUUUUUUAUAGAGGAAAGCUUAAAUAUUGCAGCACAUAUGAUUGUCUGCUGCUUGAUUUUGCUAAUUAAUAUUUUUUCAGCUAGUACUUUAUUUAAUUUAAUCUAUAUUUUAUCUAUAUUAUCUAUAUUUUAAAAAGUGUAACAUAUUUUCUUUAUAAUAUUAAUGUUUUUACUUUUUAUAUAAAGCCAAAUACUUUUUUAAUAUGUUGAAAUGCUCCUUUACUGGAGUGUGGCUCGUUGUAUUAUUUUAAUUCAAUUCUACAACCUUUUAAUACAUUACGGGAAAUCGGUAGGCGAUAAUUUAACAUCCUACGAAUUUCAUUGUUUUUCUAUAUCAUAUCGCAAUCUUUACACUACAACCAAAAUAGGAAUAGACGUGAGCUGCGCGCGAACCGUAGGAGGGAUGCAGAAUUCAUUUGAGGCUUAAAUUACAGAGUUGCUACGAUUACUAGCGUCCUAUUAGAGGUAAAACUCACUAACUACACUUUUCAGAAAGUGGAAAAAAAUCGAUUUAAAGGUACAAAUUGUGUUUUAAAUUCACCUGACUUGAAUAUUGGAAUUUUUUAAGGCAACUUUACAGAAUAAAUAAAAACAAAUAUCUCAAGCCAUGUUUCGUCACAGGAACUAUGAUACAAUCAAUAUUAGAUCAAUUUUUGUAGUUGAUAAGUUUUUCCAUGAACACAAUUUUUGGAUAUUGAUAUCCUAUUAGAGAUAAAACUCACUACACUUUAUACUUGAUGAAUUUUUCCAUGAACACAAUUAUUGGAUAUUGAGAAGUUAAUGAAUUUGUCUCCAUAAACUAUCAUGACUGAAGUUAUGAUUCAAAAUUCAAAAUAAGUAACAAAAAUGCAUUAUAUUACAAAAUGUUAAACCUAAAACAGAUUAUCUAACCUCUCACGGAACUAAAGCUGAGUCUCUGGUAAUGGUAAUGAAUGAUAAUGAAUAAAAUGUUAAUAAACAAUUAAAUAAAUUUCUACAAAACAGUUCCCUCUAGGUAUAAAAAAUCACAUGCGAUAGGAACAGAAGUAAAUUAUUGUUGAAAUAUCAACAUCCAUUUUUAUAGUUUCUAAUUUAUUGUUUGAAAGAUCACUAAGUACCGAUCCGGCACUCCAGAUUGUAAGGAAAAAUUCACUAAGUGCAAUAAUAAGUUUUAAUGAAUAAAACGGGAUAAUACCCGAAGGUUUGCUGUAUACCAUCUAAGUGGUUAAAUAAAAUUUAACUUGAAGUAAAACACUCCUUGGUGUAGUUGGUAUAUUUUAAUAAAAAUUUAAAAAUCCAAAAGGAUUACGUUCAGAUCGUUUUCGGACUUACCAGUCCAUCAUCAGUGAACUCACUGUCCUUGCUAAAUAGCCACAAUGCCAAACACUGGUUAAGUUGUAUGUUCCAACUACAUAGUAAAGAUUGUAAAAGAAUAUGGCCUAAAUUGGAUGCCAAUGGAUUACUUCCAGCAACACGAUGCUCUACUACAUUACAUUAAAAGAUUUUUUAUGUGAUUAGGUCUUCAUUGAACCACGUUUAGUCUGUCAAUGAUCCAAGUUUUAAUGAAUUUUACCCUGAAACCGAAAUUCACAAUAAUGCACUUAGUGAAUUGUACCAUAAAUUAUCUCGGCAAUUAGAAGAGUUAGAGCCUCAGGUGACUUCUCCAGGGCUGGGCAGUACCGUAUUGAGUUCAAAUCGAUGAAAAUGUCAAAAUCUCAAAAAAGUGCACUUAGUGAGUUUUACCUUUAAUAGGACGAAACAUUGACUGAAUUCUUUUGAAAUGUUUUUUAUGAAUCACUGUUUAUAACAAUAUAAUCAUUGUUUAUAAUCCAACCAAGCUAUUUUGACCAGUCUGUAAUUUCCGUCUUCUUUGAAUAUUCUUAAAAUAUUUAUAUCGUAAAAUGUUUUCCGUUAGCAUCAGUUAAUGGCUCCUUUGAAAUGAAAUCAUCCUCACUUUGCCAGCAAUUUUUUUUCACUCUUCGACGGAAAAUAUUUCAAGCACUCAUCCGGCAAUUUUUGAAGAGAAUUAAAAGUGAAAUCUACAUUUCAUGUUCCAACAUAAUUUUUUAGUGCUGCCCAAACAAGCUCUUCUUCUUCUUUAGGGGACCGUCUUCUUAGCGAAGGCUGGCGAUAAGUUCUGCAAAGUCUUUGAAAAGUCUAAUCCUGUUCAUUUUUUUAUGUUGCGCACCCAGGUCAUUUGUCGUCUACCCGGGCCGCGUCUUUUUUCUGUUUUCCCUUCUAUAAUAAGUUGAAGGAAGUUAUACCUGUCGUGUCUAAAUAUGUGUCGAACAUACGUGUUUUACGUUUCUUGACAAUUUCUGAGUUCACGUUCUCUACAAGCUAUAUCGGGUUUAAAUCUGGAUGAUGUGGAGGGAGCCUUAAUACAUCAUGGCCGUUAUUUGUAAUAUGGAAUGAACAGCAAAUCUAACAUAUUUCGGGUAUGUAAUUUUAUAAUGGCAUACAGAUCUGGCUUGAGCAUGUUAGCAGGAAAAGGGAUUCUAGCUUUUAGUCAAUAUAUAUCAUUUUACUCUUUACUAUUGAAAAGGUUGGUGCUUUAUCCUCUUGAGUAUUAUGAUAGGGAGCAUUGUUUAUUACGAUGACAUCGUUGGGAGAUAAAUUACUAAACAAUUUUUCUUCUACCUAGUUUUUGUAGUUGACAAAAUUCUUAUCAUCAUGGUAAUCACCCGAUUUAGUUUGGUACUUGUUACACACAGAAAAUGCUACCCAAAAAUCGUAUUAUAAUCCACUAUUCUUUUUAUUAGAUUGUUUAUCAAAUUACUCGUUAUUGUAGUUACACGCUCCUGUACUUUUUAAAUGUAAUUUUUUAGAUUAAAUGAAGAAUUACAGCACGACCAAAUUCACUUGUAUGCGCAGUGGUGUUGAGGUUCGGUUUUUCCAAAUUUUUUGAAUUGUAUUUUGGUAACGUCUCGGCAAGUAAAAUACCUGCACAGUACCAAAGUAAAUUUGAGAAAAUGUGGAAAACCCGAACGUCAACAAUAGUGCGCAUUCAAAUCUCAAAUACAAAGUACAUAUGAAUUCGGUCGUGUUGUACAAGAUUCAAAAUCACUAGUAUUAAAAAUUGAGAUUCGCAAAACUUGGCAACGUCGCGAAAAGUGGUACUGAAUAAACUGAGCGCUCUGCGCCGUAAUUUGAAACCUGCCAAGCGCGCACAGUAUGUUAACGUGUAUUCCUAUUUCGGUUUAUCUGUUAUAGAAAAAAAAUAUCCAUGGUGUUCUUUAUUAAUAGCCUCAUUUUGUUUUUUCUUUUUCGAUUAUAGUAUAGAGUCUUGAAAUAACUGAUUAUUGUUUCAAUUUAUUUAUAUGAAUGUAUUUUUCAUGUGAUCUAUACGUCCGUGAUUUUACAAAUUAAGUAUUAUUCUCCAUAUAUUUAUUAAAAAGCCGAGCGUUACUUUAAGUACUCGAAAAAUUGUUAUUAAUUUUAAAGUAUAAAAAAACAGAUAUAUUGUGACAUAAUAAAAAUGUUUGAAAAUGCA
This is a messenger RNA of Diabrotica virgifera virgifera (western corn rootworm), 10034 nucleotides long. Its product is annotated as ATP-dependent 6-phosphofructokinase. Gene Ontology annotation, molecular function: identical protein binding; 6-phosphofructokinase activity; monosaccharide binding. Gene Ontology annotation, biological process: fructose 1,6-bisphosphate metabolic process; fructose 6-phosphate metabolic process; canonical glycolysis. The transcript has 18 exons. The record is from RefSeq and is a predicted model, not a curated record. Lineage: Eukaryota; Metazoa; Arthropoda; Insecta; Coleoptera; Chrysomelidae. Gene Ontology annotation, cellular component: cytoplasm; 6-phosphofructokinase complex. The coding region runs from base 172 to 2619 and encodes 815 amino acids.